GGCUUUGAGUUCAUUUUAAGGAACGUUUCCUUAAAAGAAACAACAACAAUUCGCUGCUUAUUUUGCAGUUUCAUUUGCUUUGCUGUUAAAACGGACCGUGCACGCAAGUCAGGAAACCCGGCAGGCCUACGCUGCUCUUAACUCUCUUAAACACCACAUAUUUUAAAUAAGAACAGUGAGCCGUAGUUUGCGUGCGGUUGGCAAUCCACAGAUGGAUAACAAUUUUGCUUCUAUCGACCCAAAAUCAUUCUUCAAAAGCAGCGGAGAACAUGUAGAGAGUGCAGGAGGCAGACAUCUUUCUUUGCGAGAAAGUUCUGAAGGGUACAGAAUUGAGUAUGAUACCUUUGGUGAGUUGAAGGUGCCAAAUGACAGAUAUUAUGGAGCCCAGACAGUGAGAUCAAUGAUGAACUUUAAAAUCGGUGGGAUGUCUGAGAGGAUGCCAAUCCAAGUUAUAAAAGCCUUUGGCAUUUUGAAAAGAGCGGCUGCAGAAGUGAAUAUGGACUAUGGCUUGGACCCAAAGAUUGCGAAUGGUAUUAUGAAGGCUGCAGAUGAGGUGAUUGCUGGAAAAUUGGACGAUCACUUCCCUCUGGUUGUAUGGCAGACUGGGUCAGGAACACAAACCAACAUGAACGUGAAUGAAGUGAUCAGCAACAGGGCAAUUCAGAUUCUUGGAGGUAAACUGGGCAGCAAGGAUCCAGUCCACCCCAAUGACCAUGUAAACAAGAGCCAGAGUUCCAAUGAUACAUUUCCAACAGCCAUGCACAUUGCUGCUGCCAAAGAGAUCCACGAGGUGCUUCUGCCUGGUCUACAGAAGCUCCACGAUGCUCUUGAUGACAAAGCCAAGGAAUUUACUGACAUCAUCAAGAUUGGCCGGACACAUACACAAGACGCGGUGCCUCUGUCCCUAGGGCAGGAAUUUAGUGGCUAUGUACAGCAGAUGAAAUAUAGCAUGGAACGGAUUAAGGCUGGAUUGCCAAGGAUAUAUGAACUAGCGGCUGGUGGGACUGCAGUGGGAACUGGGUUGAACACACGGAUCGGGUUCGCAGAGAAGGUGGCUGCCAAAGUUUCAGAUUUCACAGGUUUACCAUUUGUGACUGCACCCAAUAAGUUUGAAGCCCUUGCCGCACAUGAUGCCUUGGUUGAACUUAGCGGUGCCAUGAACGUUGUUGCCUGCAGUUUGAUGAAGGUGGCCAAUGAUAUUCGUUUUCUGGGCUCUGGACCUCGCUCUGGAUUGGGAGAACUCAUCUUGCCUGAGAAUGAGCCAGGGAGCAGCAUCAUGCCAGGGAAGGUGAAUCCUACCCAAUGUGAGGCUAUCACCAUGGUAGCUGCGCAAGUGAUGGGAAACCAUGUGGCCGUUACUGUCGGAGGAAGUAAUGGACAUUUUGAGCUGAAUGUUUUCAAGCCCAUGAUAAUUAAAAAUGUGCUGAAUUCAGCCCAGUUGAUUGGUGAUUCCUGCGUCUCCUUCACAGCCAACUGUGUGGUGGGAAUUCAGGCUAACACUGAACGGAUUAACAAGUUGAUGAAUGAAUCACUAAUGCUGGUUACAGCACUUAACCCGCAUAUCGGUUACGAUAAAGCUGCGAAGAUUGCCAAAACAGCCCACAAGGAAGGCACAACAUUAAAAGAAAUGGCCGUCAAGUUAGGAUUUGUUACAGCAGAGGAGUUUGAUCAGUGGGUCAAACCGCACGAAAUGCUUGGCCCCAAGUAAUUUUUUGCCGGUACUUUAGAUCCAAUUGUUUCAUAACACUGGGAAAUAAAUGUUUUGCAAAACUCCUUUAAUUACUGUUCUUCUGUGCAAUCUUUGUUAUUUAGCAUGGAGAAUGUUAUGGUGCAUGUACUAUUUUGGGACUGAAUGACGGGGCUAGGGUAAAGAGGAGAAACACAUAACUUGAGAUAAUGUGGAAUAUUUUGACUGCUGCAGUCGCUGCUGCUAAUUGAAGAGGCCCAUCUGGAGCCGUGUCUUCUGCCUUGUGCAUGGCUUUUCAUAACAGCCAACGGAGACAGAACCUGAUGUGUGUUGUCUGCAAUAAAUGUGAUAAACUCUGAAA
This is a messenger RNA of Leucoraja erinaceus (little skate), 2048 nucleotides long. It is a transcript of the gene fh, whose product is annotated as fumarate hydratase. The transcript has 10 exons. Gene Ontology annotation, molecular function: fumarate hydratase activity. Gene Ontology annotation, biological process: malate metabolic process; tricarboxylic acid cycle; fumarate metabolic process. The coding region runs from base 212 to 1708 and encodes 498 amino acids. Lineage: Eukaryota; Metazoa; Chordata; Chondrichthyes; Rajiformes; Rajidae. The record is from RefSeq and is a predicted model, not a curated record. Gene Ontology annotation, cellular component: mitochondrion; tricarboxylic acid cycle heteromeric enzyme complex.